CUCUGCUCUCCCUCCCUCCAUCGACCUGCUCUGUGUGAGAGGUUUACUCACAAUGUUAGAACGAAACCAGCCGGAUAAAAGUUAGUUUAAUGGGAAGAAAGGCUCCAAGUACAGGACCAUGGGGUAUGGGCAAUUCCUCCACCGGCAGGGCAAUGAGGAAGACCAGGUCCACCUAAAUGUGGGAGGGGUACGACAUGAAGUGGACCCAGACAUGCUGCUCCGCUUCCCUCACACACGCCUGGCUCGUCUGCUGUGCUGUCGAAGCGAGGCGGCGAUCCUCGAGCUGUGUGACGACUACAGCCCGGCAGAGAAGGAGUACUACUUUGACCGGAAUCCACGAGUUUUCCUCUGCGUGCUCAACUUCUACUACACCGGCCAAAUCCACAUGAUGGAGGAGCUGUGCGUCUUCUCCUUCAGCCAGGAGAUCGAGUACUGGGGUAUCCAUGAGCUGCACUUGAGCUCCUGCUGUAACAACUGGUACCACGAGAGGAAAGAGUACAUCGAGGACAAAGACUGGGAAAUCCAAAGUGACGACCAGCAGCCGCCCAGCUUAGGCUCUUCCUUCGAGGAGCUCUCCGCUCUUGAUAAAGACCUGGCUAAGUUCAAAGGUGCCUGGUGUGCUGAAGUGAGGAGCUACAUUUGGCUUCGGCUGGAGGAUCCAGGCCACUCCACAUCCUCAAAGAUCAUUGCUGUGGCCUCCCUCAGUGUGGUGUUGACCUCCAUCAUUGCUAUGUGCGUCCACAGCAUGCCUGAGUUCCAACGCUUGGAUGAAAAUGAUAGACCCAUCGAGGAUCCGGUCCUUGCCAUCCUUGAGGAAAUCUGUAUCGCUUGUUUCUCUGCAGAGUUCAUCAUCAGGCUAAUUGUCGCUCCCUCUCGGAGAAAGUUCCUUGGAAACCCCUUAAACAUCAUUGACGUGGCUUCCAUUUUGCCAUAUUACGCCACUUUAGCUCUAGAAACAGCCGACGAGGAGGCCGCUGAGGAGAACGAGGACUUGGAAAAUGUGGGGAAGGUGGUACAGGUUCUGCGCCUCAUGAGGGUUCUUCGAAUCCUCAAACUGGCUCGCCACUCCAUUGGACUGCGAGCGUUGGGCGCAACAGUCCGCCACAGCUACAACGAGGUGGGUCUGCUCCUGCUCUUCCUCUCGGUGGGGAUUUCAAUCUUUUCUGCCCUGAUCUACUUUGCUGAGAAGGAAGAGGAAAGCACAGAUUUGGGGACCAUCCCUUCAGGCUGGUGGUGGGCGACAAUAACCAUGACCACAGUCGGCUAUGGCGACACAUGCCCGGUGACACUAGCGGGGAAGAUUGUGGCCACUUUGUGCAUUGUCUGUGGACUAUUAGUCGUAGCUCUACCCAUUUCUAUCAUUUUCAAUAAGUUCUCAAAAUAUUAUCAAAGAAAUAAAGCCAUGGAGGAAAAGUGUAUCACUAAACCUGAGAGAAAAGACCCUGAACUCCCUCAUUACAACAUCAGAGAACUGUUCACAGAAAGCGUGUACCCCUUCAUUGGAGGAAUCGCCUUCAGGAACAGUGAGAGCAGCGCGGGAGACGACACAGAUGCCUCCAGUCUCCAGGACGUAGAACUAUAUGAUAAUGACACUUGUGAAAAUGGGGCGGCAAAAUGAGUUUCUCCUUUAUGACUGCAAGUCACUUGGUGCCUCUCAGGGCAGAGUGCUCCAUCACUGACCCUGCCUCCCUGUACUGUCUUCCUCCUGCAAUUUGACGGAGAAAUCAUGGCCAUGAACCUUUUUUUUAUUAUUAUCUAUUUGGGAAUAGCUUGCAAAAAACAUACCCCAUAUCGCUAAAACCAGGAAAUCUUAAGGGAAUUAUCUGAACCUCGCUCAGAGGUUUCAAAAGCCCAUUUUCUGCUUGACAAAACAGCGAUGAUGCAUGUAGGAGGCCAUAAUGUUAAUGUUUCUCAAAGUGAUGCCCUGUAUUGAUUCGUCUGCCUGCUGAAAGUUCAGACCGACAGUUCGACAGACACAGAAGUCUUCAAUGAUAACAACAAUGUUUGAUGCUGAAAUAUUGCAUUAUAUGUCUCUGAGCUGGCUGAUUUUACACAGUCUGCAUGAACAAAAAAUGGAUGCGAUUCUUCUGUCGGACUAUGCAGUUUUUAUUGACGCCGAUGAAGAGAGGCAACAGACUGUCUCAGAACACUUUUUGAAAUCCCUGGUUUGCCAGGUUAUUGUUUUGACAUUUGUCGUUCAGGCAGUUGUUUGGGCAUGCUGGGUGACUCCUGUGGGGUAAUUCAUGUGGACAUGAAAUAAAACUCAGUGAAUCAGAAGAAACAUGCCUCCCAUUUGUGACAAGGCAUACAGUAGGUAACUCAUUCAAAGAAACAUCCAGUUGAGGUUCGUCCCUUUUAUUUGUUGCCUGGUGUCGUGGAAAUGCUGAAAUUCAACACUUUCCUGCCUGAUGUGACUUUAAAAUUUCUAACUAGAAAUCAAUAUCAUGGUUUUCAGCAGUGGUGAAAUGCAGGGAAAUUGUGGCAGUAACUUUCCUCACUCUUGUCUGUUCCUGAAAGUAUUGAUUUCCUGUCAGCUGUUAUAGUGUACGCUUGGAUUAGCUGCUGUUCUAUACUAGAGCAAGAGAUGUAAAAGAUCUUUUCUCUGCAGGGGACUCCAAGGUGUUGAGCAAAAGCAGUUGACCAGAAACGUCCUACGAUCACAAUAAACCCUCCAAAAUGUUACUUGAACUAUUUUAUUGUCUCAGAUUGGAUUUAGAGUUUAGGUUGUCGACUGCUUGAAUUUCUCCCUAAUGUUAACAGAUAAGACCAUUACUCCCUGAUAAUUAGCUAAUUGUUCUAAAUGAGUUUCGAUUACUUGGCUUCUUGUGUAAGAUUUGAAACACUCAGGAUAUAUUAGCAUAGUGCUUAGUCCACACUUUAUUUUUUUUGCCUUUGUCAGCUGCCAUUUAUUGUAAUGACAAACACACAGUAUUGGUACCGACAUGCAAUGAUUUUCAUUAAAUAGUGCAAUCGAUUAUGUAUAAAAAUGCAAAUCAUGCAUCGAUACGUCAGGGUUUGCAGAAGACAAAGUGCAUCUCAAAGGUCAAGGUCAACUUGGCCUAAUGCCUGUCCCAAAAAUACUGCAUACUUCUUCAGGACGUUAAUCAACUUAGGUCACCUAGAACAGGAAAAAAUCACUCACUGGUUUAAUUGCUAACAAGAGGUCAAGAGUUUUUUCAUUCUUUAAGGGCUAAAGAGAAAAAAAAAUAAGAAGGAAGUGAGGAUGAACUGGAUUAUGAGCGGAAAACAAAAGUGUAAGAAUGAUCUAUAUGUGCCAUGAAAUAAUACUGGAUGCUUAUGAUGAUCAUAAGAGCUGUUGUUCU
Molecule: messenger RNA, 3323 nt
Organism: Labrus bergylta (ballan wrasse)
Lineage: Eukaryota; Metazoa; Chordata; Actinopteri; Labriformes; Labridae
Product: potassium voltage-gated channel subfamily S member 3
Biological process (GO): protein homooligomerization; potassium ion transmembrane transport
Cellular component (GO): voltage-gated potassium channel complex; membrane
Molecular function (GO): voltage-gated potassium channel activity; protein binding
Source: RefSeq, a predicted model, not a curated record